AUGUCUGAAAGGCCGACUCAGGUCAAGUCUGAGGCCGCAGUGAAGCUGGAGGACUGCAGUCAAACACUGGAGCUGAAUGUCAACAUUAAAGAUGAAGAAGAAGAGGAGAAGAUUGGGACAUCUGUUUCUCAUGGAGACCAUGUUGAGAUAUUCUCUACAUCCGGAGAAAAACAGCAGGAAGAUCACAGAGCUAAGAGGUCUCACCACUGCCCACAUUGUGAGGAGRUUUUCCCAUUUCUAUCAAAGCUAAAAAUACACCUAAAAAUACACACAGGAGAGAAUCCGUAUUCCUGCACUGACUGUGGAAAGAGAUUCACAACAUCACAAUCUCUGACAGUUCAUCAGAGAGUGCACACUGGAGAGAAGCCUUACUCCUGCUCUGCGUGUGGGAAGAGGUUCUCUCAACAGAUCCACUUACAAACACACCAACAUGUACAUACAGGGGUGAAGCCUUACUCCUGCUCUGAGUGUGGGAAGAGGUUCUCUCAACAGUUCCACUUACAAACACACCAACAUGUACAUACAGGAGUGAAGCCUUACUCCUGCUCUGACUGUGGGAAGACUUUCUCCCGAUUGGAUACCUUAAAAACACAUGAACGUAUACAUACAGGAAAUAAUCCGUAUACCUGUACUGACUGUGGGAAGACUUUCUCCCGAUUGGAUACCUUUAAAAUACAUGAACGUAUACAUACAGGAGAGAAUCCAUAUUCCUGUACUGACUGCGGGAAGAGCUUCACAACGUCAGGGACUCUGACAAUUCAUCAGAGAGUACACACUGGAGAGAAGCCUUACUCCUGCUCUGGCUGUGAGAAGAGGUUCUCUCAACAUAUCCACUUACAAAAACACAAACGUCUACAUACAGGAGAGAAGCCUUACUGCUGCUCUGACUGUGGGAAGAGUUUCUCUCAACAGAACCACUUCAAAUCUCACCAGCGAAUACAUACAGGAGAGAAGCCUUACUCCUGCUCUGAUUGUGGGAAGAGUUUCAUCCGAUUGGAAAUAUUAAAAUGCCACCAGCGAAUACAUACAGGAGAGAAGCCUUACUGCUGCUCUGACUGUGGGAAGAGUUUCUCACAACUGGGCAACUUAAAAACACACCAAUUUAUACAUAAAGGAGAGAAGCCUUACUCCUGCUCUGACUGCGGGAAGUGCUUCACAACAUCAACUGAUGUAAAAGUUCAUAAAAGAGCACACACAGGAGAGAAGCCUUACUACUGYUCUGACUGUGGUAAGAGUUUUGCCAGAUUGUAUACCUUAAAAACACAUCAAUGUAUACAUAAAGGAGAUAAGYCUCAUCAGUUCUCUCAGACCAACUAAGAUUAAAGUCAUUACAUCACUUCUGCUUCCCUCUGCAGUUUUCUGUGGGAAUGAGAUAUAACAUGUAUCAUAUAGAGAUUAUGUGAUGAUCAGUUUUCUGUGGGAAUGAGUUAGUAGACAACAUGUAUCAUAUAGAGGUGGUGUGAUGAUCAGUUUUCUGUGGGAAUGAGUUAGUAGACAACA
Molecule: messenger RNA, 1500 nt
Organism: Salvelinus sp. IW2-2015
Lineage: Eukaryota; Metazoa; Chordata; Actinopteri; Salmoniformes; Salmonidae
Source: RefSeq, a predicted model, not a curated record